UAACUUUCCGGUUAGUUGCUGUGCCGUGACUCUCCUUCACUAACGCUCCUUCCCUUCUCCUCGUCAAACUUGGGCAAGCCAUCACUUUUCUCUCUCUAAAACUCUCUUCUUCUCUCUCGAAAAACUCUCUCUCUUUCUUUUUCUACAACGUGAGAUCUAAGACAUUUCAGAAUUAGGGUUCCUGCUUUUUCCCGAUUCUGAUCCCUUUUUGGCCGCCAUUAGCGACGACAAUGCUGUCGUGGAAAGACAAAGUUACAGAGAAGUUCUCUCAUCUCCUCUCCGAUUCGCCUUCUUCCACAUCUCCAGCACUAGAUCAACCUCAGGUCAGGCAAUACUCUAAGGAUGGAAAAUCUUUGUCAUCAAUACUUUCCUUUAUUCUCCCCUCAGCUGGAUUGUAUGGAUUCGGAUCAAACAAGCAUCAGCAUGAUAUUAAACCAAUUCAAUCACUUCCUGUUAGAUGGAAUAGUAGAAAUUUAUCAUGGCAAGAUAAACCCCUGAAUAGCUAUGCGGAAUGUCCCAACGAAGAAGAUGAAGAGCAUGGGUCUGGAAGGAGCACGGAAAGUAAGAACAAGGGAACAUUUAGUCCCCACGAUGAAUAUGGAGAUCCUGGCUCCGGGACAAGUACAAAUGGUUCUGACAUGUUUGAAGAUGCAACCGACCCACAUUGUAUGGAAAAGUCAAUGCCGUAUCUCACAGAAGAAUCUUCCUUCAUUAAUUAUGACAUGUAUGAGUUUUUGCAGUCGUCCCUUCCUAAUAUAGUGAAAGGGUGUCAAUGGGUCUUGUUGUAUAGUACGGUCAAACAUGGUAUAUCACUUCGUACACUUAUUCGUAAAAGUGCUGAUCUCUCCGGUGUCUGUUUGCUGAUUGCUGGAGAUAUGCAAGGUGCUGUGUUUGGUGGGCUUCUAGAGUGCCCUUUGAAACCUACUGCAAAGAGAAAGUAUCAAGGGACAAACCAAACAUUUGUCUUCACUACCAUAUAUGGUGAACCCAGACUAUUUAGAUCUACUGGUGCCAAUCGAUAUUUUUACUUGUGUUUGAAUGACUUGCUAGCACUUGGCGGGGGUGGAAACUUUGCUUUAUGUUUUGAUGGGGAUCUGUUAACUGGAACCAGUGGACCUUGUGAAACAUUUGGGAACUUAUGCUUGGCUCAUAGUCAAGAGUUUGAAUUGAAGAAUGUUGAGUUGUGGGGGUUCGCACAUUCAUCGCAAUACCUUACCUGAGAAGAUGCUUCACUCCUAUGUUAUUGAAAGUAUAUUUAUAGUUAUAGUUAAUAGUUCCAUUCUUUAUUGUUUUCAGUUUGCUUGCUAUAGCCCUCCCAUCCUAUUUCAUCUACGAGGUUUCUGAUUGUACAUGUAGUAAAUUGAUUUCGAUUAACUGUAAGAUAUCCGAUUAUUUUUAUCUACAUCUUAUAUUUUAGUUGUCUAA
Molecule: messenger RNA, 1425 nt
Organism: Cornus florida
Lineage: Eukaryota; Viridiplantae; Streptophyta; Magnoliopsida; Cornales; Cornaceae
Exons: 8
Coding region: 231-1220 (329 amino acids)
Source: RefSeq, a predicted model, not a curated record